GCAGAGUACCAUACAAUUCAUGAAGGGAAGACAGUAAGACAGUUAUAACAGACAGUAAAAUUUGAAAAAAGGAAAAGGGUAUUUGGGUAUGUGGGCAUUUCUUCAAUGCCUUUUGAAGAACAAAGCUCAUUGCUUGCUAAAAACACUGGAAGCCCAUGAAAAUGAUAGACUAGCCCUCUUUUGGGGUCUCCUUAUUCAAACAAAACGCCCCUUCUAUCCUCCUGUUUUUCCAUGGAUCCCAAAGGCUCAAAGCUACCUCAAGAAGUGCCCAGGUUCCACCAGGCCUUGGGGCUCCCUCAGCCGUCGGAUGCAAGGGAAAACAAGCAAUCUGACGAUCGAGAAUUGCAGAUUGUAGUAGCAGAGAGAGAUGAUUCAAAGAAGCAGCUGGCACCCAAGAGAAGCUCCAACAAGGACAGGCAUACAAAGGUAGAUGGAAGAGGAAGGAGAAUUCGGAUGCCUGCCCUUUGCGCGGCCCGGAUUUUCCAGCUCACAAAGGAGCUGGGCCAUAAAUCAGAUGGUGAGACCAUACAGUGGCUCUUGCAGCAGGCUGAGCCAUCGAUCGUCGCGGCAACUGGGUCUGGGACAAUCCCUGCUUCUGCGCUUGCAGCCGCCGGGGGCCCUGUUCCACAGCAGGGGAGCUCUGUUUCAGCCGGCUUGCAUCAGAGGAUCGAUGAAUUGGCCGCAGGGACCGGGCCAGGUGGUAGGCCUAAUUGGACUAUGGUGGGUGGGAAUUUGGGUAGACCGCACGUGGGGCCCGGGAUUUGGCCCUCAGUUGGUGGAUUCAGCUCUGGCAUCCUCCAUUCAUCGGUGCCGUCAGCUUCAAAUUUGGGUGGUGAGGGGUCGAAUCUCUUGCCGCGGAUCGGAUUCCAUGGAUUCGAAUUGCCGGGGGCUACCUUGGGUCCAAUGAGUUUUAGCCCGAUAUUGGGCGGGCCGCACCAGCAGCUGCCUGGUUUGGAGCUUGGUCUCUCUCAAGAUGGUCAUAUUGGUGUGUUGAACCCUCAGGCCUUGAGUCUGUUCUAUCAGCAAGUAGGCCAGGGGAGAGGAGGCGGGCCUGCACAUCAACAAACCCAGCUUCCCCCUACUACGAAAGACGAUUCGCAAGGGUCAGGACAUUAGGAAAUCAGGAGACAGUAAAAGACUUCAAUUUGAGAAGAAUCAGGAAGAAUACAAGGCUGAGAAGACGCGUUUUUUUUCUUCUUUUUUCGGAUUGUUUUUUAUUCUCUCUGUGUAAUUGCAGUUGUGAGUGAAGACAGAGAGAGAUAGAGAGAGAGAUGGUGGAAUUUCAGCCUUUAGUUGAAUUGGGUCAUCGGGACCGCAUUCGGGCGGAUGAAAAUCUGAAUUGCUUGGGAUUGGACUUACUCAUCCUGUUAAUUUACGGGAGUUGCGGUCCACUUGGGCCUGCUGUGAAAUGAACCAGUCUUGAUUAUUUGCUGCUCCUCUGUAUUAUAUGGUUGUACAGUUGGUGAUUUGGGACCGUCCAUCUGGUGGGCCUAAUGUGGAAGCAAUUCCAAAACAUGCUAUCAUAUCUGCCUGAUUUCUGGCCUUCAAUCAGGAGGUGUUCGACAGUGCAUUUUCCAAGUAAAAAGACUAGUAAUCAGAUGGCUAGGAUUCUUCAAUUGGGGUGAUUUCUAUAGUGUUGGACGUUUGUAAAAUCCAUCAAAUGGAUGGUUUGGCUUCACUAACAUGUAUGAUGAAAACCCAUCAAGCAAAUGCUUGUUUAUUCUGCAACA
Molecule: messenger RNA, 1730 nt
Organism: Magnolia sinica
Lineage: Eukaryota; Viridiplantae; Streptophyta; Magnoliopsida; Magnoliales; Magnoliaceae
Product: transcription factor TCP20-like
Exons: 3
Coding region: 232-1116 (294 amino acids)
Cellular component (GO): nucleus
Molecular function (GO): DNA-binding transcription factor activity; sequence-specific DNA binding
Source: RefSeq, a predicted model, not a curated record